AUGGAGGAGCUGGUUCAAGGCCGGGAGAUGGCUAAUCAGCUUCGGGGGGUUCUCAGUAGUGACGUCAGAUCGGCGGAGGGUCUUGUGAUGAAGAUCUUGGGGUCGCUCACCGACACCCUUCUUAUCUUGAAUGGCAGUCAAGUGGACGCUAAGGAGGAGCUCAUUUCUCAGGUUCAAGCCAAUAGUAGUACUAGUUCUGUUACUGCUUCUGGUUCUGCUACUGCUGGCCCAGAUUCAUCGUCUUGGGAUUUUGUUCCUGAAGAUGCUAUGAAGUCGAAGGAUUCGAAUGAAGAGAGUUGCAAGAGUACCGAAACGUUUAAGGAUCGCAGGGGUUCUUACAAGAGAAGGAACUACUUCAGAUGCACUCAUAAAUUUGAUCAAGGCUGCAAAGCAAUUAAACACGUCCAAAGGAUUAAAGAUGAACCCCGACUCUUUCGGACCACAUACUAUGACAAUCACACAUGCAUCGACUAUCUCAGAGCUCCGGAACUAAUCUUAGAUUGUUCAAGUCGCGAAGACUCUUCCCAGAAAAUAAUCCGAUUCGACACCACCGAUAACACUUUGACCUUCAAACAAGAACAUCCUUUUUUCUCAGCCUUCACAUCGAUCAAAAACGAGGGUGUCAAGGAAGAAGAGAUGAUCAAACCAAUUAGUGAUCACGAUCACGUGACCUACCACAACCAGUCACCGUCGUCGUCUGCUUAUCUCAUGCCGCCCGGUCUAGGUGUGUUUGAGUCGUCUGGCGGGACCUCCAAUGGUUUCUCAUCGACUAUCGCAUACGAUCACGAUGAUGUGAUUUCUAGUAUGAUGGUUGAAUAUUUCGAUAAUGAAGUAGAUUUUCCAUAUGAGUUUUGA
Fragaria vesca subsp. vesca is the source of this 855-nucleotide messenger RNA. RefSeq names its product probable WRKY transcription factor 70-like. Gene Ontology annotation, molecular function: DNA-binding transcription factor activity; sequence-specific DNA binding. Lineage: Eukaryota; Viridiplantae; Streptophyta; Magnoliopsida; Rosales; Rosaceae. The transcript is spliced from 2 exons. The record is from RefSeq and is a predicted model, not a curated record. Gene Ontology annotation, biological process: regulation of DNA-templated transcription. The coding region runs from base 1 to 855 and encodes 284 amino acids.